Molecule: messenger RNA, 4584 nt
Organism: Mytilus trossulus (common blue mussel)
Lineage: Eukaryota; Metazoa; Mollusca; Bivalvia; Mytilida; Mytilidae
Product: fibroblast growth factor receptor 2-like
Exons: 20
Coding region: 168-3059 (963 amino acids)
Biological process (GO): positive regulation of kinase activity; cell surface receptor protein tyrosine kinase signaling pathway; multicellular organism development
Cellular component (GO): signaling receptor complex; plasma membrane
Molecular function (GO): transmembrane receptor protein tyrosine kinase activity; ATP binding; calcium ion binding
Source: RefSeq, a predicted model, not a curated record
UGUUGUAAUGGAGGACACAUAUUUCGUGAUCGGACAUUUUGUAUGAUUGACAUUAGUUUCAUGAUAGCAAUCCAUAAAGAGUUUAUCGAUCUGGUAGGACAACCUGGAUUGAAUAGGAAUUAAACAAGAAUGUGAUAUUACCUUGUACCAUCCUACCACGAACUGCAAUGGAUGGAAAAGACUAUUUAACAUUACUAUGGAUAUUGACGCUAGUUAAUUGUCUGGAACAUGGAGGAGGGGAGUCAGAAGAUGUGGAGAGACUUCUGAUAAUAGAACCACUGAAUCAAAAUCCAUAUACUGUUGAGAUAGAUGGGGAAAUUCGAAUAAAAUGUGUUGCUUCUGGCUUUUUAGAAGAGAUUAAGACCUAUUGGGAAAGGAUGAAAGGACCAGGAAAUAUUAAACAUAUCACUAGUAUGUAUAACCCUACACCGGAAGAUUCUAAUAAAUACGAGGCCAGACAUGGCUCAUCGUCGGGGGACGACACAGUUGAUGAAUUUUACUUGACUAUCAAACAUAUAUCGUAUGAAGACGAGGCUGGAUAUAACUGCUAUACAUUCUAUGGCGGAAAGAAAAUAGAAAGUACACUUAUUCUGAAAGUAGACGGUCCACCUAAUAUUAAAUUGUUUGAACAGUUUAUCAGUGUUCAAGAGGGAUUCACUGUCAAUUUAAGUUGCCAUUUUCGAGCGAAGCCAAAACCUUAUAAUACUUCCUACUGGAGCCUAAAUGGGAUGAAACUACAAACAGUCAACCACAGUGCCAAGUAUUCCGCUUCCUUUCGCAGCAUUCCUGGUAUUAUGCCUGGUUAUGGAGAAUUUAACCUGCAAGUAAAAGAUACAAAGACAACAGAUUCUGGAAAUUACACAUGUUUGAUAUUAAAUUAUUUCGGGCGUGCAGUAGAAACUAUCGAUCUUCAAGUCUCCAAAGCAUGGAAUGAUUCUGUACGUGACUCAGGUGUUAAACCAUUGACUAUAUCAAAGAUUUAUCCAGACUCUCGCACAUUGAAUAGUGAUCUAUAUUCAGAAUUCAAGGUUAUUUGUGCAGUUAAGGGAUUUGCAUACCCUCAAAACAUGACAUGGGUUUUUUAUGGGGUUGCUGGAAACUACUUACAGUUGUCAGCGGAUGAAGAGGUAAUGAUCAGUGAUACUACUGUAAAGACAUUUUCAACACAAAACAGGACAGGAUGUUUUUACACUUUGUAUGUUGAUAGACUUCAUUUUAGUAACAGUGGAAAAUAUGUGUGUGAAGCUUCUAGUGUUGAUACUGGUUUAGCAAUGGACUACCUUAACUUGACGGUAUCAGGUAUGCCGAUAGUGGAAUCCAGUGAUUUUGUAUUGAAUGCUACGUUAGGACAAUCAAUUUCAAUGAAAUGCCAUAUAUGGUCGUACCCACAUCCAUCUUAUACAGUGUGGAAACUAGAGGAUAGUUUGUUAUCAUCAAGUUCUAGAUACAAGACUGAAAUAACGGGUUUAAACCCUAUAGAACAAAAUUCUUUGCUGACUAUUUCGUCUAUUACCACUGAUGACUUUGGUGUCUAUGCAUGUAGAGUGUAUAAUACUCUUGGAUCUGCUAUGGCUAUUCAUAUUAUACAAGAUGUUAAUGAAUGCAGCUAUAACCCUCCAUGCAACCAGGGCUGCAAAAAUAAUAUUGGUUCCUACAUUUGUGUGUGCAAUGAUGGAUAUGCCUUUACAAAUGACAGUUUGACUUACUGUGAAGAUAUAAAUGAAUGUAUCAAACCAGACACACAGACCUGCUCUCAAAUAUGUACGAAUUUAAAUGGGUCAUUUUUAUGUUCCUGCAAGGAUGGAUAUACAAUUGAAAGUAACAAUUAUGACUGCAAAAAUAAUAUGGACCUUGGUUCUGGCGAAGAGAAUGAUACAGAUCAAUUAUCAAUGGAAAUUACUCCAGAAACAUUGUAUUCAGUUAUUGGAGUGUGUGCAGGUGGACUUUUGGCAAUUGUUCUAUUGAUAUUGACAGCCAUUUACUGUAGAAGACUAACAUUGCAAGUGGAUGAAUGUGAUGGCUUGAAAUCUGUCUUCAAUUCUAAUGUAGCGUAUGAGAAAAAUGCUGAAAAAGAUAAUGUUAAUUUGAAUUGUUAUCUCUCGAACAUCAAUAAUUCCAUAUUAGAAGAUGAAUUUCCACGACAAAGUUUGCAGCUUGGAAUAGAUCUUGGUCAGGGACGAUUUGGUAAAGUAAUGAUGGCUCGCGCAUUGAAUAUCUCUGGCCAUGGAAACUGGGAAAUGGUAGCUGUCAAAACUUGUAGAGGUUCAUCUUCUGAUUGCGAGAAAGAAGAUCUUAUUCAGGAAUUGGACGUUAUGAGAAAGAUUCCUAAACAUAAAAAUAUUGUUUCAUACUUAGGAUGCUGUACAAAACAAGAUCCUGUGUAUAUUUUGAUGGAAUAUGUAAAGGGAGGCAAUCUUCAAUCAUAUUUACGAAAAUGUCGACCAAGUCAACAGACUGCAACCAGUGAGGAGAUUUUGCCACCUAGUGCGAAAGACUUGAAAAUGAUUUCAUUAGGAGUAGCUAGAGGGAUGAGUAAUUUACAUACUAGUGGAAUUAUCCAUCGAGACUUGUCAGCGAGGAAUAUCUUGAUUACUCCAGAUUUUACUUGUAAAAUCUGUGAUUUUGGCCUAAGUAGAGAUGUUGAGGGUUGUGAUGUUUAUGAAAGGACAUCGAAGGGACCCCUACCAAUUAGAUGGAUGGCGCCUGAAUCAUUAAAUGACCAAAUGUUUACAAAGAAAACUGAUGUCUGGUCAUAUGGUGUACUAUUGUGGGAGAUCGUUACACUUGGAGCCACGCCAUAUCCAGGAAUGACAGUAAGGGAGGUAAUUCAAGAUGUAACCAUUGGUAAAUGGUUACAGAAACCCUUUCAUUGCAAACAAGAACUGUACCUAUUGAUGACAAGAUGCUGGGGCGCAGAACCUGAAAGUCGUCCAACAUUUAAAGAGAUUGUCUGUGAUGUGGAAUCUUUGCUUUCCCAGGAGGCAGAAUAUAUAGAACUGAAUACAUACCAAGAGGACAAAUAUAAUAUGUUGGAAAACACAUCUGAUGAACGGGUGUGAUUUUAUAACCAAAUUGACAGAAUUUUAUAUAAUUAGUAUCAUGAGUAUUAAUUUUUUUUUUUUAUAAAUUGGUUUCAUUAUCCUUUCUGUUAUUCAGUCAUAUACUUAUGAAAAUUUCAGACGAGAGGACUUUGUCUCCAUGUCAUUUUGUAAAUGAAGGUGUAAUACCAACAAAUCAUAGUACAUCACUUCCGGUUGCACACACAAAAGGGUCGAAAAAAUUAUUCCCUUGAUCUUUUCAAGACAUUUAUUCAUGGAAAAUGAAUUGUACCUUGAGUGCAAAAGAGAUUGCAUUUAAUCACAAAUUCUAAAAGACAUCAUCUUCAAAAACCUGGAAUUAAAAGAUUUUCGUUGGUCGUUGUCUAUCCUCUUUUGUUUUUCGUUUAUUUGAUUUCCACAUUAAACAGGCUUUGGGUUUUUUUUCUAUUUAUUGUUUUACAUUAAGUUAAUUUGCUUUGGCUUUUUGUAUCAUACGGUAUGGUUUUUCUCCAUUGUUAAAGGCCGUAUGGUAACCUAUAUUUGCUUACAUCUGCAUCAUUAAAUAAACGAUUGUCUCUGAUGGGUAGUUAUCCAAACGUUAGUCGUACAAUAUUUCCUCGAAAUGCCGCCUCUAACUGCCUUAUCAUAUGGUAUACGUUUGACAGGACUGUGUACAUGGUUUAUGAGUGGAUUUGGCAUACAUAGAUAAAAUGCAAAGGUUCAAAAAUAGGAAAGCGAUAGGUGAGGUUGUUAGGUUUGAUAUAUGCCUGUGCUUCUUUAUUAAAUAUUUGAUGUUUUUGUUGUGAUAAAGAUGCUUGUGGUACUUGUAUGUCCUGUCAUUUUAGUUUAUGAUAUUUUCGUACAUGUAUGUAUGUGGCGUGGCUCUGUGCUUAUAUAUCCAUUUAUUGUGCCAUGGACUGUGCUUUGGCAAAUUUAUGCUAUUUUGUGCUUCUUUGUUACAUAUUUGUUUGAUUUUUUUAGUCAUUAAGAUUAUAACACAAUAUUGACUGCUGUAUAUUUGACAUUUUUAUCUAUUAUGUUUGUUUGUUUUGUUCACGAAUCAUUGUCAAUAUAAUGGAUUAUGAUGCGACUGUCAUAAAAGUGAGAGAUUUAGCUAGCUAUAAAAUCAGUUUCAAUCUACCAUUUUCUACAUAAGAAAAUGCCUGUAACAAGUCAGGAAUAUGAUACAGUGAAACCUGUUUAAACCGAACCUCAUCGGGACUUAGGAUUUUGUUCGGUUUUGACCGAUGUUCGGUUUUAUCAGGUUCACAACGCACAUAAUUUGAUAUGACGGUGCUUACGAACCUGUUUGGUUUAGACAUGUUUUCUGUUUAUGCAGGAUUCGGUUUAGUCAGGUUUCACUGUAGUUAUUAUCCACUCGUUUGAUUUGUAUGAGCUUUUGAUUAUGCCAUUCGAUUAGUUACUUUCCGUUUUGAAUUUCCGUAGAGUUCAGUAUUUUUGUGAUUUUACUUUUUUCAACUUUUUCAAGUUUUGCAAUAUUAUUUUCUGCGGACUAUGAUUAUAAUAAUAAAAAUAUAUAUUAGAA